GUACCAUGAAUUAUGCGCAUGACCUCAGAUCCAUCGAUAAGUCCGCAGACUUGCUGACUCAGUUCUCAGUUCGCAGGCUGAGGCAUGAUGAGCGGUCGAUUCGGAGGCGUGCUGCAAUGCCAUUUGAGGUUCUAUCAGCUUUGUGGCUUCCAUACGCUCUCGCUGCCGCUGAAGGAUUGGCAGCGGGGUGGGGAGAAGUCCUGGUUGCUGCGCGGAUGGGCUGUGUGCCUGCUGGUUGCCUUUAGUGCUGUCACACUGUUGGUCUUCACCAGCAAUGAGGAGUAUCUGUAUCAGGGCGAUCGGUUUGGUCAGGUAAAUGAUGGCCUGAAGUUUUGUUUUGCCGAACUGGCGGUGGUGAGCAUUUAUGCUGAGUCCUUGUGCCGACAUAGACAGCUUGCCCGCUUCUUCUCGCUGUAUGCGUCACUGCACCAUGGUCCUGCGUUGGGUCUGUGGCAGCAGUGGCGGCAACAUGCACGCUACCUCAUCGUCUUCUAUGUGUUGGCCGUAACGGACUUGUCGCUGUUGGCGCUCUUCUGGGAUCAACAGAUUAUGACCAAACAUCUGCUGUUGUUCUGGACCACCUUCCAGCCGUUUAUCUGUGCCGUACAUCUGCGGAACAUGCAAUUCGUGCUCCAUCUGGAGCUGUUGCGCCAACAGUUGGUGCAGAUGGAACAGGAGCUGGCCCUCUUGGCCGACUAUUCGCUGUUCGCCAGCACGUCGGCCACUUUUGUGGGCUUCGAGGACUAUGUGCGCAGACGAUUGCGCCAGAAGCAGUUGCAGUUCGGACGCAUCUAUGAGAUGUCCAGAUGUUUUCAGGAGGCAUUCGGCUACUCAAUUCUCUUCGUUCUGCUGACGAUCUAUGUGCGGGUGCUGGUCGACUGCUACUUCAUGUACUACACUCUGUAUCAGGGCAUCAAUGAAAAAGACUACUACAUGCUGCUACCGGGCUUUCUCCAAAUACCGGCCUUCAUUCAGGUCUCCCAGAGCUGCAUGUAUUUGGUGAAACGCAUUGCCUAUCGACUGCACAGCAUUGUCGCCAGAAACUCCAUCGGCUCCUCACCUCUGUCCUUGCAGAUACAAAACUUCUCACUACAAAUAUUGCAUCAGAAUAUUCGCAUACAUUGUCUGGGCAUAGCCACCAUAGACGGCUAUCUACUAACACGGAUUGUCUGCGCAAUUUCCACUUACAUGGUGUUCUUCGUACAGUUCAUGCCCAAGUUGACGAACUUCAGUAACUAG
Scaptodrosophila lebanonensis is the source of this 1239-nucleotide messenger RNA. RefSeq names its product gustatory receptor 8a (gene Gr8a). Gene Ontology annotation, biological process: sensory perception of taste. NCBI's taxonomy places the organism in Eukaryota, Metazoa, Arthropoda, Insecta, Diptera, Drosophilidae. Gene Ontology annotation, cellular component: membrane. The transcript is spliced from 4 exons. The record is from RefSeq and is a predicted model, not a curated record. Bases 85 to 1239 code for a protein of 384 amino acids.